AUGGAAAAUCGGAAGUUGAUUCUCGUCAUUGGAGGAACAGGUGCCCAAGGCAGUCCUGUCGUCAAGGCACUCUCCGAGAGUGGUCGCUACGGUGUCCGAUUAUUGACUCGAAACUCAGCCUCGGGCCAAGCUACAAAACUAGCUGCUCUGCCGAAUGUGACACUCCUCCAAGGCUCACAGGACAACCAGAAGGACCUUCACGCUGCCUUCACUGGUGUCUACGGAGCAUGGGUAAACCUGGAUGGGUUUACAAUUGGCGAAAAGAGCGAAUUAUUCUACAGUGUCCGAGCAUAUGAAAUUGCCCGGCACCAUGGUGUCAAGCAUUACAUUUUUGCAAAUACCGAUUACGCUCUUCGAAAGGCUGGGUGGGAUGAGAGGUAUCACUGGGGACAUAAUGAUGCCAAGGGCCGAAUUGGUGAUCUGAUCUUGAGUCAUGGACAAGCUACCAUGAAGACUUCACUUUUGACCACGGGCCCAUACAUGGAUAUGCUCUUUGAUGGGAUGUUUGUUCCUGAAGAGCAAGCUGAUGGAUCGUUUGUUUGGGAGAAUCCAGCAGCGGAUGGUAAAAUCCCACUCAUUGCCCUCGAUGAUGUUGGAGCCUAUAGCCUCUGGAUUUUUGACAAUCCCUCUGAGUCUGCUGGCCUCGACCUUGAAGUGGCGACGGAUCAAGUCAGCUUUACCGAGAUUGCAGCCACAUUUACCAGAGUGACUGGUAAACAAGGCAUACACAGACGUGUACCUCUGGAAGGGUAUCUAGUGAAGGCAGAGCCGUAUCCAGGAGCUUAUUCAAACUGGGCUAUCAGCCCUGACGUGCCCCGCGACGAGUCGUUCAUGACCUGGCGUGAGAAUUUCGCGGCUUGGUGGCGCUAUUGGAGCGAGGGUAAAGGAGCCACUCGCAAUAUGGCGUUGCUUGAUCGUAUUCAUAGCUCUCGAAUUCCUAGUCUGGAGGCUUGGAUGAGGGCGAAGAAUUACGAUGGGCGACCUCGGUCUGUCUUGAAAAAUCUCCAUGAGCUAAGGGAAAGAGGAGUGACAAAUGAUUAG
This is a messenger RNA of Penicillium cataractarum, 1041 nucleotides long. RefSeq lists its product as uncharacterized. The record is from RefSeq and is a predicted model, not a curated record. Bases 1 to 1041 code for a protein of 346 amino acids. Lineage: Eukaryota; Fungi; Ascomycota; Eurotiomycetes; Eurotiales; Aspergillaceae. The transcript is spliced from 3 exons.